This is a messenger RNA of Poecilia latipinna (sailfin molly), 4940 nucleotides long. RefSeq names its product sema domain, immunoglobulin domain (Ig), short basic domain, secreted, (semaphorin) 3H (gene sema3h). Gene Ontology annotation, cellular component: plasma membrane; axon; glutamatergic synapse. The coding region runs from base 589 to 2913 and encodes 774 amino acids. The transcript has 18 exons. Gene Ontology annotation, biological process: semaphorin-plexin signaling pathway; motor neuron axon guidance; negative chemotaxis. NCBI's taxonomy places the organism in Eukaryota, Metazoa, Chordata, Actinopteri, Cyprinodontiformes, Poeciliidae. The record is from RefSeq and is a predicted model, not a curated record. Gene Ontology annotation, molecular function: neuropilin binding; chemorepellent activity; semaphorin receptor binding.
ACUAGGUUUUCCCAGAACACUGAAUAGCCAAGCUUGUCCACAUUUGUGUGUGUGUGUGUUUGCGUGGGUGCGCGUAUGCGUGUGUUUGUGUGUGUGUGUGUGUGUGUGUGUGUAUGCUGGGUGGUCACGAAGAUCUGGGAUCUCUUCAUUCUCCGCCUUCCACAGAGAGAAAGAGAAAAAGCACAUGCAGAGGGGAGCUGGGGCAACACAUGAACAGCAGAGAGCUGUCAAGCUGCGAGGAGGCAGCGGAGAGACGCCUCAGCCUUUUCUUGGAAUACAUUCUCCUCUUCAUCUCUGAAGCCCACACGCGCAUGUAAACUCACAAACACGCAGACGGGCUGUGGGUGACGCUCGUAGAAGGAGGGAAUUAUUUUAUGGAUCUGGAUGGAGGAGAGGCGGACACACUUGGACUGUUAAAAAAAACUGUUUUUGGAUUUGGCUUCUUAGAGACUUGAACUCCUUGCAGAUUCAAACUUUGUUUUAUUUUGUGAGGUGUGUUAGUGGUUUUAGAGUGCAGGACUUGGUUCAGGAAGGAGACUCUGGAGCUGAGUGAGUUGUCUGAAUCUGUCAGGUUACCGCUCAGUGCGCAUGAUGAGGAGGAAGAUGUGUUGGCUGCUGACAGCGGUCUUGCUGGCCCACCUCGGAGGCGCUCUGACGGGAGCGUGGCGAGCAGCUCAACCAAGGCUGCAGUUUACACACUCCGAGCUCAUUCAAAAUGGCCGUCUGCUGACGCUGCCUUUGGAAGCAGGAGACCUCCACUCCCUGCUGCCUGAUGAGGACAGGAGGCGUCUAUAUGUGGCCAUGAAAGAUAAUCUUCUCUCUACGAGUCUGGAUGACAUCACGCAGAACCCGCGGAAGCUGUUCUGGCCAGGCAGUCCGGACCGGGUCCAAGAAUGUCUCAUGGCUGGGAAGGAUUCAGAGCUGGAGUGCGCGAACUUCCUGCGAGUUCUGCAGCCUUUUAAUCAGACGCAUCUGUACGUGUGUGGCACCGGGGCCUUCAAUCCCCGCUGUGCUUUCAUAGCUACCAGCAUCUUCCACCAGGCAGAGUACCAAACUCUCUCCUACAGCCAGACAGAGUGUGGGAAAGGGAAAUGCCCCUACGACCCGUUCCAGAAAACGGCUUCUGCGGUUGUUGAUGGAGAGCUAUACGCCGGCAUCACUUCGGACUUCAUGAGUCGAGACUCGGCUUUCUUUCGGAGCCUCGGCAGGCGACACGUCAUCCGUACAGAGCAGUACGACUCCACCUGGCUGCAGGAUGCCCAGUUUGUGCGGGUAGCGCCACUGUCUGAAACUGAUAACCCAGAGGAUGAUAAAGUUUACGUGUUCUUCACUGAGCGUGCCCAGGAGGCAGAGGGGGCGGCCGGGAAGGUUCUCUACUCCAGAGUGGCACGAGUUUGCAAGAACGACAUCGGAGGUCAGAGGAGUUUAGUGAACAAGUGGAGCACCUUCCAGAAGGCCCGGAUGGUGUGUUCGGUUCCAGGACCAGACGGCCUGCAGACACAUUUCGACCAGCUGCAGGACAUCUUUAUUCUUCAUGGGAAAGACAAGAAGAAUCCUCUCAUCUACGGCCUGUUCACUACUUCCAGUGACAUCCUGAACGGUUCGGCGGUGUGCGUCUAUCGAAUGGAGGACGUGGUUCGAGCCUUUAAGGGCAACUUUCUGCAUAAAGAGGGGCCUCAGUACAAAUGGGCCGAGUUCACAGGAAAAGUGCCUUAUCCACGGCCAGGAACUUGUCCCAGCAGCACUUAUGGAAGCUACAGCUCCACCAGAGAAUAUCCUGACGACGUGAUUUUCUUCAGCAGGACUCACCCGCUGCUGCAGGAACACGUGCUGCCUCUGGGAGAGCGCCCACUGCUGGUGAGAGUGGGUGUUCACUACAAGUUUAGCAAGCUGCUGGUGGACCGGGUGGAGGCUGUGGAUGGCACGUAUGACGUCCUGUUCAUCGGCACAGAUUCAGGUCUUGUGCUAAAGGCUAUCCAUCUGCCCAGAGAGCACGGUCAGAGUCAGGAGGUCACUCUGGAGCAGCUGCAGGUUUUUCAGCACAAAUCACCCGUGACAGCGAUGGCGUUGUCAAAGAAAAAGUGGCUGUUUGUGGGCUCCAGGGAGGGCGUGUCUCAGCUGGCCCUGUACCAGUGUGAGCUGUACGGCCAGGCCUGCGCAGAGUGCUGCUUGGCCAGGGAUCCCUACUGCACCUGGGACGGACAUGCCUGCAGUCCGUAUAUGCCCACCGUGCGCCGGAGAAAUGCUCGUCAUUUAGGGGAGGAGGAGGAUCCACUAACUCAGUGCGUCCGACAGGGAGCUGGGCUGCAGGUGGAGGCGGAGCAGAGGGUCAUGAUGGUUGCCGAGGGCAACAGCACCUACCUGGAGUGUCUGCCUCGGUCCAGACACGCUGCCGUUACCUGGUACAAACAAGCUGGAGAGAACAGCGCCGAACUGAACCAGGUAAUGACAGGUGACCAGCUGGUGGUGAUAGAGCGCGGCGUCCUGAUUCGGCGAGCCGAGCUCUCUCACGGCGGCGUCUACCACUGCCAGGUGGAGGAGCACGGCUAUCACUGGACCGCAGUCACCGUCCGCCUCGCCGUCUGGAGCCCCUCUGCCAAUCGCGUCCUCUCCUCCUUGGCCGGCUCGUCCUAUCAGAGCGCAGGAACCCAGCCCUGGUACGAGGACGUGAUGGCCCUGAUUCACCCCGGAAACCUGGGCGAGCACUGCAAGGCCCUGGGUUACCGUCCGCCGCGCAGCCAGCGCCAUCGCGGGGACUUCAUGGUUCCGCCACAUAAGGAGAAGGAGAGGGCUGAGAAGCACAAGCAUGGCGGAGGAAGGGGAAGAGGAGGAGGAGGAGGGGGAGGGGGAGGACGCGCCGUGGGACGGAAGAGCAGGAGCAAGCCUCAACAGAGGGCACCGAGGAGCGCCUGAGCCCACAGCGUCACUGACUGAGACACACACACACACACACACACACUUUGUGUAACCCACACAUGCACACACUUAACUUAUACUUUAGGACCCACUCAAACUGUAUGUACAGAGACUACGUCAUGCGCAUGCACUUAUCUAAAAUGAAAACGGCAUCCUCUCAUCUUAGUGGCAAAUAGUCAAACUCCACAUAAUCAUCUGAACUUUGUACAGGACGGCUUGGACAGCGGAGGACCGCUUCGCUCCGACAAAGGACUUUGUGAAUAAACGCGCAAAAGUAGAUUAGCUUAGGUUGCUUAGCAUGCCGAAUGAAGGACGAGCAGCACAGCCAGGUCACUCUGUGCUGCGACGAGGACAUUUCAGUGGAUAUUAUUCAGGUUGAGGAAGCGUUUUUCCACAAGCUAAAAUUUUAAAAACAUGUUGCCCUACUGAAAGGAUGUUGAACUUAAAGGAAAACCUUUGAGCUCUGUAUGUUAUCCAGUUAUUAUCUUAACAGGCAAAAAUAAGCUUCCUGUUGUCUGUCAGCUUUUAGAAGAGCAAAACGAGUAGGAGAGCGGAAAGAAAUUUGGGUUGGACGAAGAAUUUUCUUAAAAUGUUUUGUUCCCAGAUUUGAACAGUUCCCCCUCCUGUGAUGAUUGAGAAUUGGGGAUCAUUAGGAAUACAGCAACUUGUCUUGCAGCGAUGGAACGGGUCAAACCAAAACAAGGGAAAACGCAUGUAGACUGUGCUGAAAAGUACUUGGAUGUUGUUACCAAGGCAUCAGAUGGAGGAAUGAUCAACAGUCGGCUAAUAAUUGGGCCAAAAAUGUAAAAAAAAAAAAUGACAUGAUCGAAUUACAACUGAAAAGCCACAACUAUUUUUGCUGCUGCUACAAUAAUAUUAAGCAAUAAUUAUUACAGUCAUUUAUCAAUUAUUUUGUUGCUCAGAUUUAAACAGAAAUAUGGAAUAAACAUGUUAAAUUUAGCAGUAGUAUUCAAGUGUUAAUUGUAGUUCAGAGCUGUGUGUGAACUUCUAAAGCAGUGCUACCUUUAUUAUGAGCAAUGGGUCUUUAGUUUUACACAUCAUGGCCUGAAAUAUUUCCAAACGGUCAACUUUGACCAGCAACGUGCAGCAACAUGUGGGGGAGGGGCAUCUACUACACUUCCUCUGGCAUCUCACGGACAGGCUCUGCUCUUUUUGUGGUUUUUGAAUUAUAGCUUUUGAACAUUUUGGUAUUCUUUGAAAGCGAACCGGCCCUAAUAAGCAGCGAUUGCUAAUUAAGACAUUCGAAACUAUCCGGAAAGAAACUUAACACGGUAUUAAUGUCCAGAAACAAAUUAAACUACCUUUUAAUUGGGAAUAAAUAAGACAGCUGUUCUAUAAAAAAAUUAAAAAAAACACACACAGGUAGACACAACAAUCAACCACAGUAGAUUCACAAACUAUUCAUCAGCAGUGAGACGUUUGUUAGUUUGUUGAGAAAGGAGCGGUUCCACCUUCAGAUUACGUACUGUGACCACUGAGAUGAAAAGCAGAGAAGAGUGCAACGAUCCCUUUGAUGGUCGACUUUCCCAGGACGUCGGUGCGGCGUGCUGCAGCUGCACCAACCACUGCAAAAAGAGGUUUCCAUUGUGUUCGCCGCAGUGCUCGGCGCUGUAACAUUAACCCAGGUUCAGAUGCAGUCCUGCUGCUAAUUUUGUGCUAUGUGGGGAACAGAGUGAACAAAACAAAACGAGUACGAUUCUUCUUUUAGCUUGGAAUAUUUGCAUAGAUCUGGAGAAUCUGUUGAAAUUCAAAAAAGAAAUAAGAAAUAAAGGGUUUUUCAUGCAGAUGUGGUUUAAAUGGCUUCAACAAGGGUCAUAAUCAGAACGUUCAUUGCUUGGUUUAUUGUUUGCUGUUCAAAUCAGAUGAACUCUUUAUCAUUUAAAGACGACAUUUAACUGUUCUGUAAUUUGAACUGUGUUUCUUCUCAGUAUGUUGAACUUUGUAAAAUAAUGCUUUCAAAAGAUUUUCCACUUGUGUUUGAUCAAAUUUAAAAAAAAAAGAAA